CCUCUCUUCCCCCCCUCUUUGCAUCUCUUUCUCUUUCUCCCUUCUCCAUCCACAAAACGAACAAACACUUUCCUCUUCAGCCCCCAACACCACUACCAAUCAAAAAAAACACUUCUUUUUCUCAAAUUACCAAACUUCAUCAUGACUGGACGCGGAAAAGGUGGUAAGGGACUUGGAAAGGGUGGUGCCAAGCGUCACAGGAAGAUUCUUCGUGACAACAUUCAGGGUAUCACCAAGCCCGCUAUUCGUCGUCUCGCACGUCGUGGUGGUGUUAAGCGUAUCUCUGCUAUGAUCUACGAAGAAACCCGCGGUGUCCUUAAGACCUUCCUCGAAGGCGUUAUUCGCGAUGCCGUUACCUACACCGAACACGCUAAGCGCAAGACCGUCACCUCACUCGAUGUCGUCUAUGCCCUCAAGCGUCAAGGACGCACUCUCUACGGUUUCGGUGGUUAAAGGUUGUCUCUCCAAGGUGGAGAUACUCCUGUAGUUGUGGCUUUUCUGAAUUUUUCUAUCUUAAACCAAUGGUGUUUGUCGUUUUCUUUUUAAAGGGGUUCUUUCUAUAUUUUUUAGGGCGGGCUUUCAAACGGUUCCUUUUUGUGUCUUGUUCGUUACCAAUUCAGUUUUCUCCUCCCUCUCCGGUCUCGAGGAGGAGGAGUGGCUCUGAGGUUGUA
Molecule: messenger RNA, 671 nt
Organism: Tuber melanosporum (Perigord truffle)
Lineage: Eukaryota; Fungi; Ascomycota; Pezizomycetes; Pezizales; Tuberaceae
Exons: 2
Coding region: 142-453 (103 amino acids)
Biological process (GO): nucleosome assembly
Cellular component (GO): nucleosome
Molecular function (GO): structural constituent of chromatin; DNA binding; protein heterodimerization activity
Source: RefSeq, a predicted model, not a curated record